Molecule: messenger RNA, 3725 nt
Organism: Phycodurus eques (leafy seadragon)
Lineage: Eukaryota; Metazoa; Chordata; Actinopteri; Syngnathiformes; Syngnathidae
Gene: hadhaa
Product: hydroxyacyl-CoA dehydrogenase trifunctional multienzyme complex subunit alpha a
Exons: 21
Coding region: 11-2302 (763 amino acids)
Biological process (GO): fatty acid beta-oxidation
Cellular component (GO): mitochondrion; mitochondrial fatty acid beta-oxidation multienzyme complex
Molecular function (GO): enoyl-CoA hydratase activity; long-chain (3S)-3-hydroxyacyl-CoA dehydrogenase (NAD+) activity; NAD+ binding
Source: RefSeq, a predicted model, not a curated record
UCGGUUAGACAUGGCUGCUACUCUUCCUGUCAGUUUUUUCUCAAGGUUUGUUCCCAGAAAAUACCUCCUUUUGUCAGGCCACGCACGACGGUGCAUCUCUGUGUCUUCAUCGCUGGCAGCUCGAACGCACGUCAGCUACGAGCUCAAGGACGAUGUUGCGGUUAUCAGACUCAACGAUCCAGCAUCCAAGGUGAACACACUGUCUCUGCAGAUGCAGUCUGAGCUGACAGAAGUGAUGAGUGAAAUCUGGUCGAAUGGAGCUGUGAAAAGUGCUGUCCUUAUCUCAAGCAAGCCUGGCUGCUUUAUCGCUGGGGCAGAUAUCAAUAUGAUCCAAGCCUGUAAGAGCAGUGAGGAGCUCACACGUCUCUCUCAGGAAGGUCAGAAGAUGUUCGAGAAGAUUGAGAAGUCUCCUAUCCCGAUUGUUGCUGCCAUCAACGGCUCAUGUUUGGGUGGAGGCCUUGAGUUCGCCAUAUCCUGCCAGUAUCGAAUCGCCACCAAAAGUCGUAAGACAAUACUGGGCACACCAGAGGUCAUGCUCGGUCUGCUGCCUGGAGCGGGUGGCACCCAGAGACUACCCCAAAUGGUGGGUCUGCCUGGAGCAUUUGACAUGAUGCUGACAGGCAGGAAUAUCCCUGCUGAUAAAGCUAAGAAGAUGGGCCUAGUGCACCAGCUUGUGGACCCUCUGGGUCCUGGUUUGAAGCCAGCAGAGGAGAGAACGAUUGACUACUUGGAGGAAGUGGCAGUAGGCGUGGCUAAGGGUAUCGCCAAUAAGACGGUUUCCACUUCAAAGGAGAAAAGUCUCAUGCAAAAGCUACAGGACACAGUGAUGGGUCUCGGUCCAGUGAAGAAGAAGAUCUACAAGACUGUCAGGGACAAGGUUCAGAAACAAACUAAAGGACUCUACCCCGCGCCAGUCAAAAUCAUUGAGUCCAUCAAGACUGGUGUGGAGCAAGGAGGAGAAGCAGGUUAUCUGGCUGAAGCUGAGAACUUUGGGAAACUGGCUGUGACAUCAGAGUGCAAAGCCUUGAUUGGGCUUUACCACGGCCAAGUGGCUUGUAAGAAGAACCGAUUUGGGACCCCAGAGAAAGAAGUCAAGACUCUUGCAAUCCUGGGUGCAGGGCUAAUGGGUGCAGGUAUUGCUCAGGUAUCCAUAGACAAAGGACUCAAAACCAUACUGAAGGACACCACGGUUGAGGGCAUCAGCAGAGGAGAAGAACAGGUCUACAAAGGUCUGAACAUGAAGGUGAAGAAGAGAGCACUGUCCUCAUUUGAGCGUGACACAACGCUGUCCAACCUCUCAGCCCAGCUCGACUUCACAGGCUUCUCGUCUGCCGACAUGGUGAUCGAAGCCGUGUUUGAGGAUAUCGACGUUAAACACAAAGUUCUCAAGGAGAUGGAAGCCGUGAUCCCUCCUCACUGCGUGUUUGCCUCCAACACUUCAGCACUCCCCAUUAAGGAUAUUGCAGCUGCAAGCAAACGGCCUGACAAAGUGAUUGGCAUGCACUACUUCUCUCCAGUGGACAAGAUGCAGCUGCUGGAGAUCAUCACCACUGAUGAAACAUCCAAGGACACGUUGGCCUCAGCUUUGAGCGUGGGCCUCAAACAGGGCAAGAUUGUCAUUGUCGUCGGGGAUGGUCCUGGUUUUUACACCACUCGCUGCUUGGCUCCCAUGCUGGCAGAAGCUGUCAGGGUGCUUCAGGAGGGUGUGGGUCCAAAGAAACUUGACAACUUGACAACCAGCUUUGGCUUUCCCGUCGGCGCGGCGACACUGGCUGAUGAAGUCGGUAUUGAUGUGGCAGCUCAUGUGGCCGAGGAUCUGGGAAAAGCUUUUGGUUCUCGCUUUGGAGGCGGAAAUGUGGAGUUUCUUAAAAGCAUGGUCGAGAAAGGCUUUAAAGGUCGUAAAUCGGGAAAAGGCUGUUUCAUCUACGGAAAAGGGAAAAAAGCCAAGACAGUGAAUUCCGAUGCUGAAGCAAUUCUCAAGAAAUACAAACUCUCUGCCCCUCCCACAGUUUCAUCGGACUCUGACAUCCAGUACCGGCUUGUGUCUCGCUUUGUCAACGAGGCCGUGUUGUGCCUCCAGGAGGGGAUCCUGACGAAUCCAGUAGAGGGAGACAUUGGGGCUGUGUUUGGACUUGGCUUUCCUCCCUGCCUUGGCGGUCCAUUCAGGUUUGUGGACUCAUUCAGCGCAGAGCGUCUUGUCAGCACCAUGAAGCGCUUUGAGGAAGUGUAUGGAAAUCAGUUCACACCGUGCCAGCUCUUACUGGACCACGCUAAAGACUCCAGCAAGAAGUUCCACAAUUGAUGCAAAUAACCAUCCAUCUCCAUAAAUGUGGGUCAGCUGGGUCAAUAAGUGUCUCUUGGACUGAAUCCACAUCUUUUAUAAGAUGGAAAUUAACCUUGAGAAGCAAGGGUUUUCUCAAAAUGUUACCCCAUCUUCUUAUUUAAUAACAUCACUUUUGUUGUGAAGUUCACAAUUCUUGAACGAUAUAUAUACAUUGUUGCUAGAUUGUAUUUUGUGCUUAACACAUUGAGUUAGCUUUUUCUCGCUUUUUGUGAGCAUUUUUAGUCAUUAACGUUUUGCCGAGUCAGACUGGGACAAUAAUGCUUCUGAAGGAGUUCUUCUAAGGUCAAAUGGAGCCUACAGUAAAUGUGACACUAGUGAGGUCAGCUUAUACCCUCAGUAGCCACAGCAUUUAGUGCAUUAGGUUUCUAAUGAAAAUCCAGUCAAGUGUAUGAGAAUAAUUUUAUUUUCAUUUUAAAAGUACUGUAUAUUUAUUCCUGUGGUUGUAGUUUUAUGGGAAUACAACUUCUUUCCAUCCUCCUGAGAACAAUUUGAUAUUUUGCCCAUUUUAUGUAGGUAAACAAAAUACUGCAAACACCUGGAUUGGAUUGCAUUAAACUAUGCAGGUGUACCUAAUUAAGUGUCCAAGUAAUGUAAACUAGUAGCUUCUGUGCACGUUAGUCAAUACAGUCAUUUAAAGCCUGGAACUUUUUUGUUUUUUCCAAGCUAUACAUUAAUAUGGCCAUGAUUAUUCUGAUACAGUUUAGUAACACAACCAGUCAACAUGAAACCGAAUGAGACUGUACUGAAGAGAACUUUGCUGUUUUUUUUCGUUUUUGUUCCGAUAGCUAACAUGAUAACGAGCCUUUGGAUAUCCAUGCAUCCGUUUUCUGUAGCGCAUGUCCUCAUCAGGUGGUAACUCCAACCCAUCCCAGCUGACUUUGGAUGAGAGGUAAUUCCAACGCACAUAUACCGGUAGACAAAAACACCUAUAGAAAAUUAAGGAACUGUGAAUUUUGACAAGUCAGCGUUGGCUCUGUGUAAAAAUAGAAAUAAUGGCCUGAUCAAAGAUAAAAGUUCAAAUAACUUUGAAUUAUGUAUGGGCAUAUUUGAGGCGGAGCUGCUUUGUACUUUACUAGAAAUGAUUGAAUUAUUCAUUUUGAAGUACAAUGCCCAAGUCGAAGAGCAUGAAAGCAUUUUUAAUUCAUGCUUUUAGAGUUCAUGAUAAUAUGUAAUAUGUCAUUGUUUAGAAGUUUGUUUACCUUUGACAUUGCAGUUAUGUUCAAGUAAACGUACCGUAUUAGAAGACUUGGGCACUUUUUAUUUUGCCUUGUACAUGUUUGUACACUCCUUCUAUUCCGAAUGAGACCGAAUUGUGACUUUAAUUAGCAAAAAGGGCAGAAAAUUUACUUGAAACUAACACAAAAUGUACAUACUUGGCCAA